AAUUGAAGAUUCAGAAGAUACUCAAUUCACCACAAAACCUAAUGAUGAUAACAAGAAGACGAAGAAGAAGAUUGAAUCGUACUUUCCGAAGAGAGGACAGAGUUUGGAGCUGGUAUGCGAAAGCCUUGCUUUCAAAGGAAAAGGAGUUUGUAAAGUGGCCAACUCCGGUUUCGUCGUUAUGUGCGACCGUGCUCUUCCUGGCGAACGCCUCGUCGCCCGCAUCACUCGCAAGAAAGACAAUUACGCUGAGGCGACUAAAUUAAAGACAAUAUCCCCGCACUGGGACUUUGUGGAAGCUCCAUGUGAACAUGCUUUACAUUGUGGAGGUUGUAAAACACAGAAUCUACUGUAUGAGGCGCAGAUCAGAGCUAAAGAACAACAAGUCCGAGAGUUGGUCAUACAUGUGGGGAAGUUUUCUGAUAAAGACCUGGAAUCUUUUAACAUCAUGAAGCCCAUUAUUCCCUGUGACAUUCAAUUUCAUUAUAGGAACAAGAUGGAAUUUUCAUUCAGUAAUCAGACAUGGGUACCUAGAGACUUGUUACAGGAUAAACAAAGUGAACAAAGUGAACAAAGUGAUGCCGCUGACUAUGCAUUGGGACUGCAUGCUCCUGGCUUUUUUGAUAAGGUUCUUAAUGUCAACAAAUGCUUAUUACAAAGUGAGCCUGCCAAUGAGGUUCUCAAAGCUAUUCAAGAUUGUUGGAGAGAUCCAAAAUUAGGCCUUUCUCCGUAUAAUGUACAUUCCCAUGCUGGGUAUCUUAAGCAUCUAAUGCUGAGAACAGGCAGGGAUGUCAAUACUGGUCUUCUUCAACUUAUGGUUAAUUUUGUGACUUCGUCCCACAAACCAGAGCUCCUGAAUCCCCUUGUUGAGAAAAUUUCAGCCAUACCUGAAGUGGUGAGCAUUGUGAACAACGUAAAUACUUCUGUCGGUAACACAUCUGUUGGUGAGGAUGAGUUCACGUUAUAUGGUAAAUCUACCAUCACAGAGAUCCUAAGAGGGCUUGUUUUUCAAAUUUCAGCCAAUUCUUUCUUUCAGACAAAUUCACACCAGGCGGAGGUUCUUUAUCGACUCAUUGAAGAUUAUGCGGAUCUCAAAGGAGACGGCUCAGAAAUUGUCCUUGACCUUUUUUGUGGAACGGGCACCAUUGGCUUGACACUAGCCAGAAAGGCCAGACGUGUUUAUGGCUAUGAAGUAGUUCCUCAGGCUAUCUCAGAUGCUUGUCGUAAUGCCAAGAUGAACAACAUCAAUAAUGCCACAUUUGUACAAGGAGACCUCAAUAAAAUUGAUUUGAAUUUUGGGAAAAAUUUUCCAAAGCCCGACAUCAUCAUAUCAGAUCCAAACCGUCCAGGAAUGCAUAUGAAGUUAAUUAAAUAUUUACUAAAGCUUCGAGCCCCACGGAUUAUUUAUGUGUCCUGUAAUCCUGCAACAUGUGCACGGGACCUCGAUUACCUCUGUCACGGUGUGGCAGAGCAAAAUAUAGAGGGAUGUUACAAACUAAGAAGCCUACAGCCAGUAGACAUGUUCCCUCACACUCCUCACAUCGAGUGUGUUUGCCUCCUGGAGCUUCAGUGAUAUUUCCUUUAUGAGGGUACUGAAUUUCUCAGAGAUGGUGAUUUUCAAAUAUGAAGACGAGAUAUAUUUCGAACUGGCUCAUUUCCCUAAUUAUGAUUUUUUAAAAAACUUAAUUACAUAACUAGGUGUAUUUUAAACUUUAUUCCCAAACUUGGGAAGGAGCGCCUUUUGAUAAAUAUGCUUUUAAGUUGUUUAGCUGGAAUUGAUAAACAAGUUUAUAAGCUGGUUCACUAAAAAACGUGUUCACUAAACACAUUCUUUUAGUUCGGGAAUAAAGUUUAAAAUACAUCUAAUUAUGUAAUCAAGUUAAAAAAAUACCUUAAUCAGGAAAGUCGACCGCAUUGAACUGUAGAAAGAGUUCCAAAUGCCAUUUCUAGUCUGCUUCUCACCAUGCAGAAGGAAAGUCAGCAAACCAUGGAGUAAGUAUGUGAUGGCUGCAAGGUUUUUGAUGCGCAACUACUCUCAUAACAUCAUGAUCAUUGGAUCGAUGAAUCGGUCAGAGACCCAUGUUGAGAACGCCAAUCUGCCUACCGAUCUUCAAUUCAAAAUGCCUCCCUGGGCUCGAAGCACAUGCGAGGCUUCACUCUGGAAAGCUUGUAUUACAAAUUUGAAUCUCGUCACAAACACAUCCAGGUUAAUUUUUAAAAUUGAAUUCUGAUGCCAUUGUACGCCUUAUGCGGUGCCUAGUUUCUGGAUAUUGGUUGUACACAUGAUGUUUGUUCUGUGAAAUUCGACUAAUUAAUUAAUUAAUUUUUUAUUUUUUA
Camellia sinensis is the source of this 2334-nucleotide messenger RNA. The record is from RefSeq and is a predicted model, not a curated record. Lineage: Eukaryota; Viridiplantae; Streptophyta; Magnoliopsida; Ericales; Theaceae.